Molecule: messenger RNA, 1581 nt
Organism: Sturnus vulgaris (Common starling)
Lineage: Eukaryota; Metazoa; Chordata; Aves; Passeriformes; Sturnidae
Gene: ARHGEF39
Product: Rho guanine nucleotide exchange factor 39
Biological process (GO): positive regulation of cell migration
Cellular component (GO): plasma membrane
Molecular function (GO): guanyl-nucleotide exchange factor activity
Source: RefSeq, a predicted model, not a curated record
AUCCUGACUGCAGUCUACCCAGGCUAGAGGUGCUCGGCAAAUGGCAGCGUUUUAGUCCAUUACUGGAUCUUUUACCUCCCGGUAUAUCAACCCUAAUUCUGCCAUGAGUGCCUCAUCCCUGCCAUUUGUGGUUGGAGCAAACACUGUGGAAGACCAGCGGGCUCGAUGGGAGAGGAAGCGCAGCAGGACAGCCAAGGAACUGCUGGAAACAGAGCACAAAUACCUUGAGCAGCUGGAUUUGGUUCUCACAUACUUUGUGACAAUUUUAAAGGCCAAAGGAACGCUGAAACCUGCUGUGUUGGAAACUAUAUUUGGACCCCUGGAGUCCUUAUAUUCAGCCAGCCAUGUUCUGUCACUUCACCUGGAGAAAGGGAAUUUGGGACCAGGGCUAGAAAACUUUUGUCAGAGUCUGGAUCUUUAUGGCCGCUAUGCUGAAAAUUUGGAGCAGGCAAAUAAAACCUUGAAGGAGCAAGUGAGGAAAAAUAAGUCAUUCCGGCGGUUUAAGAAACUUCAGGAGACUCGACCUCAGUUUCAAGGGAGGGAGCUAGAGGAUCUGCUUCCUUUGCCCCUGCAGAGGCUGCAACAGUACAAGCAUUUCUUCAGAGAUCUGCUGGAGAACACCAGCCCAGACACUGCUGAGUACCAGAAACUUGCAAAGACUGUGAAAUCUGUUUGUGAGGUGUCUCACUGGGUCCAAGACAUCUUUGAUAAGAGAGAGAACUCCUUGCAGCUACUUCGAGUUCAGAAAUUGCUCAAAGGACAAAAGACACAGGUUUUGACUCCAGGGCGCUGGUAUAUCCGGGAAGGCUGGCUUUUGGUGGUUCCUUCCAAGGGAGAAGAACUGAAGCGUAGGAUGUUCUUCCUGUUCUCUGAUAUCCUCAUUGCGGCAAAGCCCUGCCACCCACUGCACCUGCUGAACUCCAACAAACUGAACUGCCAGGCUGUCUACCCGCUCCACCAGUGCUCAGUGGAUAAAGUGUUCGGCCACACAUGGAGCCAGGGAGGGCUACUCAGUCUUUCCUUUCCACACAAGACACUGCUGUUGAUGUCCAGCAACCAACAAGAGAUUAAUGACUGGUACCAGAGUCUCAAAGCUGCAGUCAGGCAGCUGAAAGCCUGACCCACCCGAGUACAAGACAGACUGGCAGGACAACCACCCUCAUGGCAGAAGCUUCCAUAUUUUAUAUGUUCAGGGAUAUUUAGUAGCACUGAAUUGGGAAGGACUACAUACCAGGUUUGUGAGAUGAUGGAUGCUUUGUUAGCCGCCCUAAUGUUUAUAUAGAUGCUGCAAAAAAAAAAUUGUACAUAAAAAAAACACGUAUGAAGGAUUUUCUUCAAUUUAUCUUAGAAACUUCUAGCUUUUUUGCACUUUAGUGAACUCAUUAUUAACUUAAGGUCAAGCAGAUGAGUGUGUGACUUAUUUUCCCUCAUGAAAUGUGUUUUAAAGGUAUUUUUGUACUUUGUUAAAGCCUCAGCAUAGACUUUUAAUAAUGUGGAAGUGGUGCAGCAGUUUGAUUCAGAAAACAUCUAUUUGAAUAUGGUCAACUGCAAAGAGAACAAUUUUAAUGUUAUUAGAAACAU